AAAAAAAUUCCGUUCAUCUGCAGCGUGCAACAGCUCACAUGGGAGAUAUUUCCGGUGUCCCUUACAAAGGGCAAUUGGUCCAAUUAAAGGCUUUCGCCGACGGACAAGUUUUCGAUAAGAUCAACAGGUUGAGCACAGAUACGGAGGUUGUAUAAAAUCUGAGGAUAUUGCCGCCAUGGAGAAGCUUUAGAAGAAAGUUGUGUUCCUUUUUUUCUUUCUUUCUCCAUUGUUUUCAUAAACACACACUAUUCACAUUAUCACAGCAACAAUGGUUGACACCACUGGUUGGACCAUUGACGAAUGGGUUGAUUUCCAUCACAAGACGACACCAGACGUGUCACUUGAGAUUUUACAGACACUGGUGGCAUCGCAGAAGAUUGCACCGGAGGAUCCUGCCUGGAUAAGCGUGGCCUCCUCGGCGGAGAUUGAACACCAAUGGAAGAUUCUCCAAGCGAGAUCGAACAAGAACGAGCUCAAGCUGUACGGUGUGCCUGUGGCGGUAAAGGAUAACAUUGACGCCAAAGGAUUCGAGACCACGGCGGCUUGUCCAUCGUUUGCAUAUACUCCAGAGAGGGAUUCCACAGUGGUGAAGAACCUGAGAGAGGAAGGUGCCAUCAUCAUCGGUAAGACCAACUUGGACCAAUUUGCUACUGGGUUGGUUGGUGUCAGAUCUCCAUACGGCAGAGUACCAAAUCCAUUUAGUGCUAAGCACGUCUCUGGUGGUUCAAGUUCAGGCUCUGGAAGCGUUGUCGCUAGGGGUAUCGCCUGUCUUGCGUUGACAACAGAUACCGCUGGUUCCACACGUGUACCUGCCGCAUUAAACAAUUUAAUCUCUAUCAAACCUUCGGUGGGCGUGUUUUCAUGCUCCGGUGUCGUUCCAGCUUGUAAGUCAUUGGACUGUGUUGGUGUCUUCGCCUUGACAUUGGGUGAUGCUGAGACAGCCUUUGAUGUUAUGGCCAAGCCUGAUACAGACAACGAUGAAUACUCAAGACCACUACCACCAAACCCACUCCAGAGCUUCGGAUCGAAGCCAAAGAUUGCAGUUCCAACACACAUGCAAUGGUUUGGAGAGGAGGAGAACCCAAAGCUCUACAAGAAGGCUAUCGAGAACUUGGCUGCAACAGGCGCAGAGAUUGUCGCAUUGGACUUUACAGACUUGCUUGAUUUGGCAAAGUGUCUUUACGAAGGUGCCUGGGUUGGUGAGAGAUAUGCUGCCACCAAAGAGUUCCUUGAUACAAACCCACCAGAAGAGACAUUGGACAAGACAGUGAUCGGUAUCAUUAAAACAGCAACAAAAUUUGAUGCCGCUGACACUUUCAAGUUCGAGUAUAAGAGACAGGGAAUCCUUCAAAAGGUUCGCAAGUUGUUGAAGGACAUUGAUGUUUUGGCUGUUCCAACUUGUCCUUUGAACCCAACUAUGGAGGACUUGGAGAAGGAACCGGUCUUGGUUAACUCUCAACAAGGUACUUGGACAAACUUCGUCAACUUGGCUGAUAUGUGUGCAUUAGCACUUCCAGCUGGAUUCAGACCUGAUGGCUUGCCAAAUGGUAUCACUUUGAUCGGUAAAAAGUUUACUGAGUAUGCAUUGUUUGAAUUGGGUUCUCGUUACUUGAAGAAGGCCUUUCCUUCUGAGAGAACUAUGGGUGCUACUAAGAAGUUGGCUCUCCUUGGUGAUGAGAUCCAUCCUCCAAAACCAGAUUUGUCUCAGUCUAUCAAGUUGGCUGUUGUCGGUGCUCAUUUGAGUGGUAUGGCUCUUCACUGGCAAUUAGAGAAGGUCAAUGCGACUUUGCUCAAGGCCACAACCACUUCUGAGGAUUACAGAUUGUAUGCUUUGCCAAAGAAUGGUCCAAUUGCAAAACCAGGUCUCAGAAGAGUUUCAGAGGCUGGUUCUAAGAUCAUCGUUGAAGUCUACUCUGUUCCAUUAGAGAGAUUUGGUGAGUUCAUCGCUAUGGUUCCUCAACCUUUGGGAAUCGGAUCAGUUGAGCUCGAAGAUGGUGAAUGGGUGAAGUCCUUCAUCUGUGAGGAAUUUGGCUACACACAGAAGGGUACUAAGGAUAUCACGUCAUUUGGUGGCUGGAGAGCCUACAUCGAGUCAGCAAAGGCUACUGAAAGCAGUUCAAAGCCUUUCAAGUCCGUCCUUGUUGCUAACAGAGGUGAAAUCGCUGUGAGAAUCAUGAGAACUUUGAAGAAGUUGGGCAUUCAGUCCAUUGCUAUCUACUCUGAACCAGAUCAGUAUUCUCAACAUGUUUUAGAUGCUGACGUUGCUAUUCCUUUGAAUGGUACUUCUGCUGCUGAAACAUACAUUAACAUUGAGAAGGUUAUCAAGGCUGCUAAAGAUUCUAAAGCUGAAGCGAUCAUUCCAGGUUACGGAUUCUUAUCUGAAAAUGCUGAGUUUGCUGACAUUUGUGAGAAGGAAGGUAUUGUAUUUGUUGGUCCAACUGGUGAUUCUAUUAGAAAAUUGGGAUUGAAGCAUUCUGCCAGAGAUAUUGCUCAGAAGGCUAACGUUCCUCUUGUUCCAGGUUCCGGAUUGAUCUCUGAUAUCGACGAAGCCAUUGCCUUUGCCUCCAAGCUUGGAUUGUCCAACGACCCAGAAACUUCUGUCAAGGUUAUGCUGAAGUCUACUGCCGGUGGUGGUGGUAUUGGUCUUCAGAAGGUUGACUUGCUCGAUGACUUACCAAAGGCCUUUGAAACUGUCAAGCACCAAGGUCAAGCUUACUUUGGUGAUGCUGGUGUGUUCUUGGAGAGAUUUGUCGAGGAUGCUAGACACGUUGAAGUUCAAAUGUUUGGUGAUGGUUUUGGUAAUGCCAUUGCUGUUGGUGAACGUGACUGUUCUUUGCAACGUCGUAACCAGAAGAUCAUUGAAGAGACUCCUGCUCCUAACUUGCCAGAAUCGACGAGACAGGCUAUGAGAAAGGCUGCCGAGCAAUUGGGUGGAUCCAUGAACUACAAGUGUGCUGGUACCGUGGAGUUCAUCUACGAAGAGAAGAGAGACGAAUUCUUCUUCCUGGAAGUCAACGCUCGUCUGCAGGUUGAACAUCCUAUCACUGAAGCGGUCACUGGUCUCGAUUUGGUUGAGUGGAUGUUGAAGAUUGCUGCUAACCAGGCACCAGACUUCAAGUCUCAAACCAUCGAAGUCACUGGUGCAUCCAUGGAAGCCAGACUUUACGCGGAGAAUCCUGUCAAAGGCUUCAAGCCAUCUCCAGGUCAAUUGACUGAUGUUACUUUCCCAGAGUGGGCUAGAGUGGACACAUGGGUUGAAAAGGGUACUGUUGUCUCUGCCGAGUAUGAUCCAACUUUGGCCAAGAUCAUCGUUCAUGGAAAGGAUCGUGCAGAAGCAUUGAAGCUGCUUCAAAAGGCGUUGGAUGAAACUGUUGUCUAUGGUGUCAUCACCAAUUUGGAUUACCUGAGAUCUGUUGCAAACUCUGAGAUGUUUGAAGCUGCUAAGAUGCACACCAAGAUUUUGGAUUCUUACGAUUACCAAGCCAAUGCUUUUGAAAUCUUGACUCCAGGUGCUUACACUACUGUUCAAGAUUACCCAGGUAGAACGGGUUAUUGGAGAAUCGGUGUUCCUCCUUCUGGACCAAUGGAUUCGUUGUCUUUCAGAUUGGCCAACAGAAUUGUUGGUAACGCUAACACUGCGCCUGCUAUUGAAGUGACUUUGAAUGGCCCAUCAAUGUUGUUCCAUGCUGACGCUGUAGUUGCUGUCACUGGUGGUGAAGUCGAAGUCAAGGUGAAUGAUACAGUUGUAAACCAAUGGGAGCCAGUUGUGGUCAAGAGAGGAGAGAAGUUGUCCAUUGGUAAGUUGACCAAGGGUUGCAGAGCUUAUCUUGCUAUCAGAGGUGGUGUGGACGUUUCUGAAUAUCUAGGCUCCAGAUCCACCUUUGCACUCGGUAAUAUGGGUGGUUACAAUGGUAGGGUUUUGAAGGUUGGUGAUGUCCUCUUCUUGGGUCAAACAUACCUACCAUCCAACACCUUACCAGCACCUAUUUCUGAACCAACUGCUUUGCCAAAGGACUUGAUUCCAACUCUUGAGAGUAAGGAAUGGACUGUUGGUGUCACUUGUGGUCCUCAUGGUUCUCCAGACUUCUUUAAGCAAGAAGCUGUUGAGGAGUUCUUCUCCGCCAAAUGGAAGGUUCAUUACAACUCCAACAGAUUCGGUGUAAGAUUGAUUGGUCCAAAACCAAAGUGGGCCAGAUUGGAUGGUGGUGAAGCUGGUCUGCAUCCUUCUAACCAGCACGAUUAUGUCUAUUCUCUUGGUGCUAUCAACUUCACUGGUGAUGAGCCUGUCAUUCUGACAUGUGAUGGGCCUUCUCUUGGUGGUUUCGUUUGUGAGGCUGUUGUUGCUGAUGCUGAAAUGUGGAAGAUUGGUCAAGUCAAGCCAGGUGAUCUCAUCCAGUUUGUUCCAAUCUCAUACCAAACAGCUAGAGAUUUGAAGAUUAAACAAGACUCUACAAUUGAGACCUUCAAGGGUAGAUAUCCAACAGCUGUUUCUGCUGAGUUGAUUUUGGCCAAGCCAGAGAACCCAGUUCUAGCUACAGUGAAACCACACGAGCAAUCCCCUGUUGUUACUUAUAGACAAGCUGGUGACCGUUAUAUUCUUGUUGAGUAUGGUGAAUUGAAGAUGGACUUGAACUACUCCUACAGAAUUAAUCGCUUGACCAACUUGGUUGAGAACCACCAGACUGUUGGAAUUGUUGAAAUGUCUCAAGGUGUCAGAUCUGUUUUGAUCGAGUUUGAUGGUUAUAAGAUCUCCCAGAAAGAUCUCUUGGAAACAUUGAUUGCAUAUGAGCGUGAGAUCCUCUUUGAAAACAAAUGGAAAGUUAAGUCUAAAAUCUUUAAGCUGCCAAUGGCAUUUGAAGACAAGAAGACUCUUGCUUGUGUAACCCGUUACCAAGAGACCAUUCGCUCUGAGGCUCCAUGGUUGCCAAACAACGUUGACUUCAUUGCUAACGUCAAUGAUAUCACCCGUGAGGAUGUUAGGGACAUGUUGUACAGUGCCAAAUACCUUGUCUUGGGUCUUGGUGAUGUCUUUUUGGGUGCACCAUGUGCCGUUCCAUUAGAUCCACGUCAUAGAUUAAUGGGUACCAAGUACAAUCCAUCAAGAACAUACACUGCCAAUGGUGUUGUCGGUAUUGGUGGUAUGUACAUGUGUAUCUAUGCCAUGGACUCUCCAGGUGGUUAUCAAUUGGUUGGUCGUACCAUUCCAAUUUGGGAUAAGCUGAAACUGGGGGCUCACUCCACUGAACAUCCAUGGUUGUUGACUCCAUUCGAUCAAGUUGAAUUCUAUCCUGUUUCAGAGGAGGAACUUGACAAGUUCACUGAAGAUGCUAACCACGGUCAAUUCAAGGUUGAAAUUCAAGAGUCCGUCUUUGACCAUGAAGAAUACUUGAGAUGGAUCCAAAAGAACGCCGAAUCUAUUAAGGAGUUUGAGUCCAAGCAAAACGGCGAGAAGGCUGCCGAGUUUGCCCAGUUGAUCCAAGUUGCCAAUGCUGACUUGGAAAAGUCUGGUGGUGUUAAAGCUGUGGAGGAGGAGAAAUUCCCAGAGGACGCUGAGCUUGUUUAUUCCGAGAACAGUGGUAGAUUCUGGAAGCCAUUGGCUAAAGCUGGUGACGAAGUUGAAGCUGGACAAGGUUUGAUUGUCAUUGAAGCCAUGAAGACCGAGAUGACUGUUUCAGCUCCAAAGAAGGGUAAAGUUUUGAAAAUUAUACACCAAAAUGGUGAUAUGGUUGAUGCUGGUGAUCUAGUUGCUGUGAUCCAAUGAAUUUACCAUAACACUUUGUAUAUUACGAUGAAAUGAAGUUUAAAAAUUGUUA
Messenger RNA from Williopsis jadinii, 5813 nucleotides. RefSeq names its product bifunctional urea carboxylase/allophanate hydrolase (gene DUR12). Gene Ontology annotation, cellular component: mitochondrion. The coding region runs from base 269 to 5761 and encodes 1830 amino acids. The record is from RefSeq and is a predicted model, not a curated record. Lineage: Eukaryota; Fungi; Ascomycota; Saccharomycetes; Phaffomycetales; Wickerhamomycetaceae. The transcript has a single exon. Gene Ontology annotation, molecular function: ATP binding; methylcrotonoyl-CoA carboxylase activity; metal ion binding.